AUGUACGAAUCAGUGAUCGACACAUGUCAUGUUCCAUUGAAGAACAUCACACUCAUGGGCCAUAGUCUUGGCGCGCAUAUAAGUGGUUUUGCCGCGAAGCACUUCCAGAAAUCGGGUUACGGUAAGAUUCCGCUUCUCAUAGGCGCCGAUCCCGCGGUUCCUUUAUUCGAAUUGCAAAAUUGCGAGAACAGAUUUUGCAAAAAGGAUGCCGAACGUGUAAUAGCUCUUCACACGUCGGCUUUCGGAUUACAAAUAUCUCUAGGUCAUCUCAAUUUGUGGUUCAAUAACGGAUUAGUUCAACCAGCAUGUGGUGAUAAUUAUUAUUUAACUUGA
Molecule: messenger RNA, 333 nt
Organism: Wasmannia auropunctata (little fire ant)
Lineage: Eukaryota; Metazoa; Arthropoda; Insecta; Hymenoptera; Formicidae
Product: phospholipase A1-like
Exons: 1
Coding region: 1-333 (110 amino acids)
Molecular function (GO): lipase activity
Source: RefSeq, a predicted model, not a curated record